Salvia splendens (bonfire salvia) is the source of this 2068-nucleotide messenger RNA. Its product is annotated as phosphoglycerate mutase-like protein AT74. The record is from RefSeq and is a predicted model, not a curated record. Lineage: Eukaryota; Viridiplantae; Streptophyta; Magnoliopsida; Lamiales; Lamiaceae. The coding region runs from base 909 to 1766 and encodes 285 amino acids. The transcript is spliced from 2 exons.
UUACACUAUGUUGUGCUGUAAUUUACUCUCUUUUGGUGAUUGGCAAAGGCAAAAACGUUUUCGUUUCUUUUCAACUGUUUUCUUCAAGGCAAAUCACACUGAUUCUCAGGAACAACUCUCUUAGUUUGUGAUCAUGCAGGUAUUGCUAAAGGAUUCUUUAAACUAAGCUGUGUAUGAUCAUCUUCACGUGAUUGAUAUCACCACUGUUUCAAACGGUGAAUGAAGUCUGGUAUGUGCAACUUCUGUUUCUUUUUUUUUGUUCUUUUGGUAUAGUAAAGAAAAAAGGUUGAGAAUGGCCCCAAAUGAAAUGGGUGUGUAAAACACACACAAACAUGAGUCCUCGUCUCCGGCCAGGCAAAUCUAAUCUCCGGCGUCCUAGCUUACUACAAUAAGGCCGUGGAUUGAGUGGCGGUUGGGAUCAUCUACCUCCAGCUCCCCGGCCUCACGCAGAUUGUUGAUUCGCACAUGGAUUACACCGCAUCGUCGCCCACGAUCUGCAGCAGCUCAUCUUCUCCCUCGGCCGAGUACACACGUCAUUACAUUCAGCGUGAUUCCUGUUAUUGGAAGAAGAAAAAGAUCCCAUUUUUAGGGUACUUUUUCCUAAAACUUCACCGAAGGGAGGAAAAACUCAUCUAUUUCUGCAUCUAUUCAAUAUUUCACAUUCCAUCGGUAUUUGGUCCUACUUUUGAUUGGGAAAGAGUGGAUCUCUCUCUCUCUCUCUUCCCAUCCGUCCAUCUCUGUUUCUCUCUCUAUAUAAAGUCAAGUGAUUUUGAUUCCUCUGAUGCGUCUCCAUCUUUCUUAUUACGUGGGACACGUCCAAAAGAAACUGUCAAAGAUUGUUAUAUACACACAGACAAAAUCCCCAUUAUUUCAUUCUAGAUUUAUAAAUCCCACCACCAUCACCAACCAUGGCUGACAAAACCCCCAAGAACAGGUGGCUUCCCAAGCGCAUAGUCCUGCUCCGCCACGGCGAGAGCAGCGAUAGCUCCGGCAGCGGAGACGGCAUUUCCCCCAGCCACAGCACCCCGCUGAGCCGGCGCGGGGCGGAGCAGGCGAGGCAAGCCGGCACCCUCAUCAAAAACCUCCUCGACCAGAGCUGCCCCUCGUGGAAGAUCUACGUCUACGUCUCCCCCUUCGAGUGCACGCGAUCAACGCUGCGCGAGAUGGGACACGCCUUCCCGGCCAGCAGUCUGAUCGGCGUGAGAGAGGAGUGCCGAGUCCGGGAGCAGGACUUCGGCAACUUCCAGGACCCUCAGAAGAUGAGGCAGCUCAAGGAAGUCCGCGACAAAUUCAGCCGCUUCUUCUUCCGUUUCCCCGAGGGCGAGUCUGGCGCCGACGUCUACGACCGCGUCUCGAGUUUUCUGGAAUCAAUGUGGAGGGACAUUGAUAUGCAGAGGUUCCCACACGACGGCGGCGACGAGCUGAAUCUGAUCAUCGUGUCGCACGGGCUGGCGAUCCGGAUCUUCCUGAUGCGAUGGUUCCGGUGGACGGUGGAGCAGUUCGAGCAGCUGAAGAGCCCGAAGGACUGCGAGUUCCGGGUGAUGCAGCUCGGGGAGGGCGGCGAGUACAGCCUCGCCGUGCACCACAAUGAGGGGAGGCUGAGGGCGUGGGGGCUGUCGGCGGAUAUGGUGGCGGAGCAGAAGCUGAGAGCCGGAUCAAGGAGCCACCAGGAGGAGGCGGCGGCGGCGGAGGAGGUUUUGUGGUAUCGCACUUUCUUUGGGGAUGAUGACACGGCGGUGACACGUGGCGAUGAGGGAGAGGGGUAGGAGUAAUUAUUUGCGGUGUGGUUGUUUGUUAAUUAGGUGUGGUUUGCUACAAAAAGUGUUAUGUUGAUACGUGGAUGUUUCAAUUUUUAAAUCUAGAAAGACUAAAGGAGAUAGAGAUGAAUUAAACUAUGGUUGUUGACUUAUUUCUAUUGGUCUAAGCAUUUGUAGAUUUGUAUUAGUAGAUAUAAAUGAGAGGCUUAAUUGUGAUUAGUGCUCUUUCGGAAAGUUAAUACUGGCUAGUAGUGCCUUUUUUCAUCUUUUGUGGAACAUACAUACAUCAAUUCCUUGAUUGUUGUUGUUAA